This is a messenger RNA of Closterium sp. Yama58-4, 1322 nucleotides long. NCBI's taxonomy places the organism in Eukaryota, Viridiplantae, Streptophyta, Zygnematophyceae, Desmidiales, Closteriaceae. The record is from the annotation of a GenBank genome assembly.
AUGCUAGCAGCGCAUCUAGACCGAGGCAGCAGCAGCAGCAUUUGCGUCAGACAUCCACCGCUUGUCGCCCGCAGAGGACGGCAGUCCCAAACUUCAUUAGCGCGUGUCUCGCUGCUCCUGCCGCUUCUUGUCUGCUCGACGGUUUUAAGUUAUUCACCCGUUUCCGUGGCCGUGGUCGUGGAGCAAGAGCAAGGCAAGGUAUUGGCGGACUGUGUGGUGGAGAUGGGUGCGACGAGUUACGACUGGACUCCGAGCGAUCCGUGCACGCCGGACUUCGGCCUCGAGUGUAACGCCGACGGAACACUCAAGUCCAUUGACUUCUCCGGUUCUUCUCUGGGAGGAAGCAUCUGCUCCACUAUAGGCAACCUCAGUACACUGGUUUCACUCAAUCUGGGCUACAACUCGCUGUCAGGCCCCAUCCCUGCCAGCAUUGGCCAGCUUCCCCUGCUGCAGACACUCGAUCUGAGCUACAACUCCUUGUAUGGCCCCAUCCCUGCGAGCAUUGGGCAGCUGCGCCUGCUGCAGAAACUCGACCUCUCAUACAACAGCCUACAGGAUACCUUGCCUUCCACCAUUGGCUCUUUAUCCAGCCUUCAAAUCUUCGAUCUCUCAGGAAACGCCAUAAAGGGUCUCUUGCCUUCCACCAUCGGCUCCUUAUCCCGUCUUCAAAUCCUCGAUCUACUCAACAACUUUUUCAACGGAACACUACCCGCAUCUCUGAGUGCGCUCACUGAUCUGCAGAUUCUCGACCUUGGAAACAACUCCUUUUCUGGAAGCUUCCCCACUUUUGUUUCAAGGCUAACUCAGCUCUCGUUCCUGUCGCUCUUUUACAACAAGUUUGUGGGAUCGGUUCCCUCGUCCAUCUCUCGCCUCUCGAAGCUCCAAGCUCUGAAUCUAGGUGCAAACAAUUUCGAGGGGGAGAUCCUUCCAGCAGUGGCAACCCUACGCAACCUGGUUGCUGUUGACCUUUCAUACAACAUGUUCUCUGGUUCCAUUCCGACAGAGUUUGGCAAGCUCACCAACUUGCAGACUGUUGUUUUCCUAGACAACGAGUUCACAGGCAGCAUACCACAAUCCCUCGCUUCGCUCAAGAAACUCAAUCAAAUUGACUUUGCCCGCAACAUCUUCCGAGGCGCCAUCCCUUCUUUCUUCGCCACCCUCACCAACCUCAGCAUGCUGCACUUUGACAAUAACCAGUUCUCCGGAGAAAUUCCCUCCCAAUUGGGAAGCCUUACAAAUCUCACAUAUCUGGGUUUCGCCAACAAUGCUCUCUCGGGCACUGUUCCUCCCACCCUCGGAAAUCUCCUGCUCCUCACAUCGCU